GAAAGCUGCUGUGUGUGUGUGUGUAUUUCCCCCAGUAGUGUUGAAGUAGGACACGCAGUAGCGCUGCUGCCAGGUACCACGACUGAGAGACAACACAAGGGGAAAUUACAGAAGAGGACAACGUUUUUUUUUGUUUCUUCUAGGAAAGAUGACCUGGCUGGUCAAUCAGUGGAGCAUGAGAUUGUGCUGACAGGCCGUUCGGCAGUGUUUCUACCUGAGCGCGAGUGGAGGAGAGCAGCAGAUCCACAGUCAGUGGAGGACGAGCUCAGCGGAGGAAUGGGUGUUGGGAAAAACACCACUUCCAAAUCCAUGGACUCCACCACAGAGCCUGGCAAAUACGAGGAGGAGAACAAACACAGCGCACACUUCUAUCCCAUCCCUGUGGUUAAUGGUGUCGUGCAGACCCCUGGAGAUCAAGAUGCCGAAGACACGCAACUCAUGGCUAUUUAUGCAAAAGACAGUCAGACGGAGGACAAGUGCUCCAUAUCAGACACUGUGGACAGUGCAGACAGCAUCGACGCCGGGAGGAUAGACAUGAUAUACACCAUAGAGGACACACCACCUUGGUAUUUGUGUGUGUUCCUGGGUUUACAGCAUUAUCUUACCUGCUUCAGUGGAACUAUCGCUGUGCCCUUUCUACUGGCUGAAGCCAUGUGUGUGGGAUUUGACCAAUGGGCAACCAGUCAGCUAAUCGGCACCAUUUUCUUUUGCGUAGGCAUCACCACUCUGCUACAGACUACUUUUGGCUGCCGGCUUCCGUUGUUCCAAGCCAGUGCUUUUGCUUUUCUCGCUCCUGCAAGAGCCAUUCUUUCACUGGAGAAAUGGAAGUGUAAUGCGACAGCUACUCCGUUUUUAAAUGGCACAGAGCUGCCUCACACAGAGGACAUCUGGUACCCCAGGAUACGAGAGAUCCAGGGCGCAAUAAUAGUGUCGUCUCUAAUCGAGGUGGUCAUCGGGGCCUUGGGUUUGCCUGGGGUCCUACUCAAAUACAUUGGGCCACUCACCAUCACCCCUACCGUGACCCUGAUAGGGCUAUCAGGCUUCCAGGCGGCUGGCGAGAGAGCGGGCAAACAUUGGGGCAUUGCCAUGCUGACGAUAUUCCUGGUGCUGCUGUUUUCUCAGUACGCGCGGAACAUCCAGCUGCCGCUCCCCGUCUACAAAUCCAAAAAAGGCUGGACGUCGUACCGCCUGCAGCUCUUCAAGAUGUUCCCAAUCAUCAUGGCUAUCCUGGUGUCGUGGUUUCUUUGCUUCAUCUUCACGGUGACUGAUGUGUUUCCUCCUGAGAAGGACAAAUACGGUUUCUAUGCCCGAACAGACGCUCGACAGGGCAUCCUGGCAGCCGCUCCAUGGUUUAAGAUACCCUACCCCUUCCAAUGGGGUCUGCCCACAGUGACCGCAGCAGGGGUGAUCGGGAUGCUGAGUGCCGUUGUUGCCAGUAUUAUUGAGUCCAUUGGGGACUAUUAUGCCUGUGCCCGUCUCUCUGGUGCCCCUCCACCUCCUAUACAUGCCAUUAACAGAGGGAUCUUUACAGAGGGCCUUUCCUGUGUUCUUGAUGGAGUCUUUGGCACUGGAAAUGGCUCCACAUCUUCCAGCCCAAACAUCGGAGUGCUGGGCAUCACAAAAGUGGGCAGCAGGAGGGUCAUCCAGUAUGGUGCAGCAUUUAUGCUACUGCUAGGAAUGGUGGGUAAAUUCAGCGCUCUCUUUGCAUCGCUGCCGGACCCAGUCCUUGGAGCUUUAUUCUGCACACUAUUCGGCAUGAUCACCGCCGUUGGCCUCUCCAACCUGCAGUUUGUGGAUCUCAACUCGUCCCGCAACCUGUUUGUCCUGGGCUUCUCGAUCUUCUUCGGCCUGGUUCUGCCCAGUUACCUUAAAGAAAACCCUCUAGUCACAGGUAUAGUGCAGAUUGAUCAAGUGCUGAAUGUUCUUCUUACGACUGCCAUGUUUGUCGGAGGUUCAGUGGCUUUUGUGCUGGAUAAUACUAUUCCGGGCACCGCAGAGGAGAGAGGCAUCCGUAAGAUGAAUCGUGGAAACAGCUCAUCUAAACGGGACCGGAUGGAAUCCUACGACCUUCCAAUUGGUAUGGACUUCCUGCGGCGCCAUCGCAUUUUCCAGUACCUUCCAAUCAGCCCAACUUUCGCCGGCUACCAGUGGAGCAUCUUCACCCACAGCUGUCGAAACAGAAGAGACGAGAGCAUGCCAGCCAAACCAGAACUGGGAGAAAGCGGAGUAUAGUGUUUAACACCACCCUAUUCGGUAGGUUUUUAGACAGUCAUCGCGAGGCUUCAUUCCACCCAGUCAGUGAAAAUCUGCAGUCCAGUCCUUAAAUACACAACCAGCUUCAGACUCUUUCAUCCUUUAAAAACUCUCCCUUUUGAUCGACUUGUCUUCAAACACUAAAGAUGGUUUCUUGAGCGGUUUCGGAGCGGAUCUGAAAGUGUCCCAAUGACAACAGCAAGUGGAAGCAAUGCAGUUAUACACGUUCGUCUCUUUAUGUGGGAGGACGUGGCAACACAGAUUGAUGGAAAACACUUUAUAAAAUCCUCUGCAUUUCCAAUAUCAGUGUUCCUUUCUUUGGCUGACCUGCACUGCUCCGUCUGGUAUGUCAAUAAUCGGAUGCGUUUGACGAUAAAUGACGUGCUAAUGAGCGCCAUUGUCACACAUGCCCGUUCACAACAAGCCCACACUCGCUUUAUGCAUGGCACAGUUCUGGAACAAAGUGGAUCGCAAGGUUUACUUAGUGAUGCAAGGUUAUUGUGCUUUAUGUUUGAAUUGCACUGCUUGAAUUAACGCACAAAAUGUAGUUUGCUCGUUCGUGAUUUUAACCUCCAGAAAUGUUUAUGAUUUUAAAGGGUUAGUUCAACAUAAAGGGAAAAUUCUGUCAUUUACUCACCUUUGUUUUGUUUUAGAACAAAAAUUACGAUAUUUGUAAUGAAACAUGAGAUAUUUUGCUUCUCAGUUGUAACUGAUCCAAAUUUCGAUAUUCAAAAUCAUCAGAAAGACAAACUAAAAUUAAUACAUGGUCCGUUUAAUCACAAUUUUAUGAGUUGAUAAAGUCUUUGUGUGGUGGAAAUAACUGAUUUUCGCCUCUAAAUUGUAUCUGAUCCAAGUUUGAAAAACAUCUUCAGAUCGACAAGCUAAAAAUAAUACAUAAUGGCCAGUUUGAUCACAAUUUUUUCAGUGGAUAAAAGUAUAUGUGUGUGGGCGAAAGAAUAACGAAGAAAAAAGCAUUUAGAGCGUUCUGAAAAUGAACGAAAUCUGUGGCGUUUUAAAUGACAUGAGAGUAAAUAACAGAAUUUUCUCUUUUUAGGUGAACCAAGUCCCAAUGCCUUAAAAUGAUUCAUUCACUCAAGUUUAUGUCGUUAGUUAGCUGCUAUUUUGAUAAAUAGUUCUUGAAAAAUGGGGGUGUUUCUUAUCAUCAGUAAUAAAUACUGUUUGUGCCACCUUGAAUUGCUAGUUUCAGAGGCGGACGCAAGUUAAGGAAAGCUAUGCAGUAGGUAAAAUGAAACACAGAUUAAAAAACGAAUGUAUAAUCAGUGCAUGGUUUGCAAAAGAAGGAAGACUGGAAGGGAAAAACUUGAGAAUGAUUGCACUCAGGUCUUGUUGAAAGACGGUAGGGAAAUGUUUUUUAACAGUUCUAUUGAGCUCAGUUCUGGGCGACACAUUUUUUUUGGUCUGUUGUUUGUUUGAUGUAGGUGACGCUUCCUCACCGUUGUUCAAGUGAAUGUGGUUUAUAAUUUAGAUCCCACAAGCACUGCAGAUGUGAUUUGUUUGUGAGGAAGAGUGGAAUUUAGUGGGCAUUUAUAGAGGGCGGCAAUCUUAACGCCAAAACCUGGAAGACUAAUACGCUGUUGGUUACCUCAGUAUGUCCUGUGGGUUUUAAUAAUGGGGCUUUUAAGUUCAUGAGUGAAAUACAUUCUGUUAAACAUAACUCGAUGAUGCUUGGAUGUUUUGCUCAACAAAAUGAAUGACAGACAUCAGUACCAAAUUUAUCGUUAUUUUUUUUAAGGUAUGUUUCUAAAUAUGUAUGUUUUGUUAGUUGAUUGUGUUCAUUUGUAAAUUGUUCAGCAAAACAUCUUCACAAAAAUGUAUCUUCAAGUCACAUUUACCACAGACCUUAUUUGGAUAAAUUAAUUUAGUAAAAGUAAAGUUAUCUUGUCUUCAUUGACUGUUGAUAUUGUUAGCUUUUAGACUUACAUCCCUGCUGAAAAAACCACUACACUAAACCAGCCUGGUUUUAGAGGCGUUUUUGUCGUUUUCAGGCUGGUUUCAGCCAUUUUCAACCUGGUAUUAGUUGGUCAGGCUGGGAGAUGACAUUUUAGCCAGGUUGGGAGCCUAUCCAAAACCAGCUAUGUCCAGCUUAAAACAAGCUGAUCAAGCUGAUUUUAGCAGGUCGUUUCCAGCCUGACCAGCUAAGACCAGGCUGGAAAUUGCAGAAACCAGCCUGGAAAUGGCUAAAACUCCUCUAAAACCAGGCUGGUCAAACAGCUAAAACCAUUCAACCAGCCUAGGCUAGUUUAAGCAGUUUUUUUUUUUCAGCAGGGUUUCACUUCAACCGGCAAAUAUACACUAAUUGUAAGAAACUAGUUUAUGCCCACAUUAUCCCUAUUAGCUUUUUGCUUAACAAUUUGUGGUUAAUAAAACGCCACAAAUACAGCAUGUGUUUUUUUUUUUUUAGAAUUUGUGUUUGUUAGAAUUAUCCAAAUUAAGGUUGAUUAGAAAUGUGGGACAAUUUAGAGUUCACGUUCUAUCUUCACUGAGGUAAAUUUAUCUGUUGUGUUCAUCAACUGUCGAUUAGUGUCAAAUUAGCUUUACUAGCUAGCUAGUAACAUCACAGUUCACUCUGAAAAAAUGACAAAAAUACAAUUUCUCUGAGGUAGAUAUAUCUGUUGUGUUCAUUGACUGAUUAUUAGCAGCCCGUUAGCAAUAUUUGCUAAUAGCAUUACAGUUCAUUAUGUUGCACAAUGGAAAAGAAUAGAAAAUGAGACAAAUCAAGGUUAUUUAUACUUGUAACAUGAAUUAGAGUCCACAUACUAUCUUCUCUCGGGUAAAUUUGUUUGCCAACUGACGAUUAUUGUCAAUUUAGCCCUAGUACCUAGCUAGUAACAUCACCAUUCACACCGACUCGCCCAGAAACAGCACACAAAUUGAUUCCAUAUGACACCAAAAAUAUGAUUAAUUUAAUUUCUCUGAGGUAGAUAAUAUCUGUUGUGUUUGUUGAUUGUUGAUUAUUAGCACCCCAUUAGCAAUGUUUGCUACAAGCGUUACAGUCCAUUAUGUUGCACACUGGAAAUGAAUUCAAACAGAGAAAUCAAGGAAAAUUACAAAUGCACCUCAGUUUAGGGUUCACAUACUAUCUUCUCUGAGGUAAAUUUAUGUUUGCCAACUGUUGAUUAGUAUGAAAUUAGCUAAUAUUGUCACAGCUCACUCUGACUCACCCAGAAACAGCACACAAAUUGUGAGAAAUCAGAAUUAAUAGAAAAAAUACAAUAACUUAAUUUCUCUGAGGUGGAUAACAUCUGUUGUGUUAGUUGACUGUUGAUUAUUAGCACCCCAUCAGCAAUGUUUGCUAUGUUUGCCUAUUAGCAAUGUUUGCUAAUUGUGUCAGUUCGUUAUGUUGCACACUGAAAAAGAAUAGAAACUGAAAGAAAUCAAGUUUAAUUGUAAAUGGGGCACAAAUAAGAGUCGACAUACUAUAUUUUCUGAGGUAAAUUUAUCUGUUGGGUUCGUCACAACAUUAUAAACCGCUCCGUAAAGGAACUACAUGUACAUGUAUGCUUUUUAGGGGCAUUGUUUUUCCCCCGCCUCAUAAACUGAAAACCCCAUUAUAUUUUUAAACAAAUUACGAAGAAACUAGAGGCAAAUUAGUCUUUCAGGUUUUGAUGUCACAUCCGCAACACUCUAUCUGCACCCUCUGAGACUGUAUUAAAUACUAUUCUACAUUAUCACAAGAAAUACUAAUCGUUGAUAUUUACUUUUAACUAUAUUUUCUCGUUUUUGGUUUACAGAUAUUUUAGAAUCUUCACAAAAAUCAAAGGAAACAAAGUCUUUAAAUGUACACUAUCAGUUAUUGUUACACCUUCCGUGAUAUCAUGAAAGGUCACGAAAGAGCCUUGUUUGGUUGAAAAUGUGUGCAGUUAUUCUUUCACCUGUGCGAGAACCUCAUUUAGAUCUCCGUCUGGUGGUCACGUGUGUUUCACCAUCCACAAUUCAGAUUGAGCUUCUCUUCUUGGUGUAUAAUUUAUUUAUUUAUGUGUACUAUGUCUACUAUCUCUUUGCUACCUGUAAGAUUGUUGAAAGCUAGACGUGUGAUUCUCCACUCUAAGGUUUAAAGUUGCGAGUGUGUUGCAGCUUGGUGCAAAAAGACAUUUCUAUAACCAGUCUCAAUAUUUACAACAUAACCGGUGCUUCCUCAGAAGGUCAUUCCAACUAACAUGUUUGAGAAGUUUUUUUUUCUCUCUUUCUCUCAUUCUAGCUGACUGUAAUACAGCCUUCUGGUCUGCUGUUGGAUUUGUUUGGGUGUUUUGGGUCAGAACACUCAUUAUGCAAGGACCAUUUACCUUUCUAACACAAUGCUACAACAGUUACAUUGAUUUUAGCCUUAUUUUACACGUUUUUAAAGAUGUUCUGUGCAUUACAGCACAAGAUGAUUUUAAUGCUUUUAAGAAUGUUUAAGGAAGAGUUCAACCAAAAAAGGAAAGUUGAAUCAUCAUUUACUUUCUCUGAUGUUGUUCUAAUGCUGUGUGUAGUUUUUUUUAAGUGAAUAGUGACCAGAAUUAAGAUUUUGAAUAAAAAUGCACAAAUUUAUUGUGCCAUGUAUUUCUAGUGUUCUUGUGGUAUACCAUAGAUAUUUACAUUAGAUUUCGCCUAUGCUGUUAUUGUCUAUUGGAAGCAAUGCCUUAAUAGAACCGCCAUUUUAGUACAGGGUAACGCUCCUUUGAAUAGAAAUGUAUUAUCCUCCCUCCCUGUUAAAAUUGAUCAGAUCCAUGUCCUGAAACACACCCCCUUUCAUGCUUUCACUUCUAAUUCUAACGAAGGGAGCAAUUCGUUUGUGAAUGAAUCUUCGUUAUGAACAACUCUUGUGAACCAUCGAUAUCCCUGCAUCUCAAUAUACAUAUCCACCUUUCUAAUCUAAAUUAUAUAUAUAAAAUUAGUAAUAUUCAAUAUUUUAGGGUGGACAGUAUGCACAUUGACGCGCAGGCACUGUUAUGUUAUCAGACACCCUUAUAAGUUACUUCAAAAACCAGCCAUUACAUCACUUAACUGACAAUAAUACAAGUUUCUGGCACCAGCGUCUUGUUGUCAUAUUGCAUUAACAUUGUUUGCUGAUGUUAUUCAACUAAACUAGCAUAAGCUUAUAGUUUAGUGCAAGUUGGUGCCACUGUGCCUUAUGGUCAGUGCAGAAAGUGACUGUAUUAUCAUCAAUAACGUUACUUGUUGAGCACAAAAGUUCAUAACAUACAAAAUCUUACCUAUGAAAUGUUCUGCCUUUAUGCUUUGUUUUCUUUGUUUGCUCGUUACUACACCAGUACGCAGUGCAAAACUCCAACAUCUUCACAUUGGCUUUAGUGUUGUCUAGUGUCGUUUAAUGACUUCUGUCCUGGAAGCACUGUACAAAUAUGGCGGUGUUAUUGGCGCAUGCUCAGGUUCUGUAUGGGAUAUCUAGUGUACAUAUCUAUGGUGGUAUACAAUAGAGUUUGGUGAACAGUAAACUGAAGUUGGAUGUGUUAUUUAGUGCCACGUUAGCAUUAUUAGCAAGCACGUCAUGAUUUUGCCAAGUAUGAUGCGAUCCUUAACAUCUAUGUUGAUCCUGAAACAUAAUUUUGUUCAAAAAUGUAAUCCAUACCUAUUCCCUACCCCUAUACCAACAAUAACUCUAAAUUAUUCCCAAAAUCAGAAGGGGAAUGAUGGUUGGAUAACAAUCAUGUAGAAGUGCAUAAACCGUAACUGUAAACUGUAAGCCUAAACUUUACAUAAACAGUGAACGUAUCCCUUAAUUCUGAUUGGCUGAUUGAAAUGUUGUUACAGGAUCAACAUAGAUGUUAAUCCAGAAACAUGUCCUACUUUGUGAAAACUUGUUGGCCUUAUUAUCAACUCAGUUCAGUCUGACUCCUCCUAAAAAAAACUCAAGAAAUCCAGAUUAGUAGAUAUUGUCACACAAAACACAACAUUUUACACAAACACUUUUUCCUGAAGUAAAUCGUUGACCAUUUGAGCCAAAUUAGUGUUAUUAGUGCUAAAGUUCAUUGAAAAGUAUUAGAAAAAGCACACAAGGUGUGAAAUCAAGAUUAAUAGAAACGCGACACAAUAUACAGUACUAUAAAGUUUGGUGAACAGAAUAUUAGUGGAUGAGUUCUUUACAUUUUGGACUUCAGGGCUUCGCAUGAAAUAAUUCACAAGUUUAGUCAAGAUUAAUAGAAACACGACACGCAAUACAUUACUAUAGCGUUUGGAGAACAGAAUAUUAGUGAAUGGGUUAUUUACGCUUUGAUCUUCAGUGCUAGCAUGACUGCUAGUGCCACAUUAGCUUUAUUAGCACCACAUUUGAAUCCAGAAAUAAGUACUCAAGUUGUAAGAGACUAACGUUAAAAUAAAUGUUAAAUAAUUCAUGGACUCUUGUUCUCUGAGGUAAAUGUGUCUAUUGUGUUCAUUGUUUGUCGGCUAUUCGAGCCACAUUUGUGCUAUUAGUGCUAAAGUUCACUCAGACUCGCAUAAAAAAACUCACAAGUUUAGUCAAGAUUAAUAGAAACAAAACACACAAUACAAUGUACUUCCUUCUCUGAGGUAAAUGUAUGUUGUGAUCACUGAACCUCAACCGUUAGAGCUAUAUUAGCAUUAUUAGCUGUUUAUGCUAAAUUGUACUCCUACUUGCACAGAAAUAAGUCACAGUUGUGCAAAAACAAGAUUAUUAUAGAAACAUGACACAAAAUCCAAUUCAUGCUUUCCUAAAUAUAUCUAAAACAGGUAAAUAUAUCUCUUAUGUCCAUAUUUUGUCAGUUAUUAGCUUAGCUUUUAUCAUUUAGCUUUAUUAAAGUUUACUCUUUUUGGCGGGCCUUUUAGCCAUUGUGAUAAUGUCCCAUGUUUGAGUACAAACUGCAAUGGUCUAGGCUGAAAUAUAUUCAUGAUUUUUUUUUUAUUUUUUUAUUUCUACUAAACCCUAUCAUAACCCCCCAGAAUACUUAGGCUAUGUGCUUUUUUUUUUUUAUAAUGCUUAAUGCUGAUAUUACACAAAGGCUUCUGGAUUAAAAUCCCUUUUUGUGGUCCAAAUUGAUGCAUACAGUAUUGGAACAACACCAGGGUGACUAAAUAGAAUGAUCAUAUUUUAUUAGUAUUAGUUAAUUAGCUAGUUGUUUUCAUUUAAUUUUUAAUUAUUUUGGUUGAACCAACCUUUUAAAUGACAGUAUUUGGGACCUAAAAGCGAUAUCUGAGUGCUGCAUAAAUAGUGAACGUUUAUGUUUAGAGCUGUAGUUUUCCAGAACAACAUUCACUUCCAUCAUAAGGAAUCCAUUACUACAACACGUUUUUUUUUGUUCUUCAAUAGAUGUUAUCCAGACAUUCAACACUCUGAAAUGUGGGUUAACGAUUGUUUGAGAAUCCAAAGUUAAUGCAACUGAGAAAGUGUGCAGUUAGCCUCGAAAUCUCUUCCCUUUCACGCCGACAGUGCUUGCAGUGGUGUCAAAUCCUCAUCAAUGAAACACUUUCAUCCUUAAAUAGUUUCUUGUAAUGUUCUUAAAAACAGAAUAUGACCUAUUAUGAAGACCUGUCUCAUCCUGUGCUGUUUUGUUUAUCUGUCACUCAUAAAGGUUUCUAUGGAAGUAACAUACGUGUAUACAUAUUUGUGACAUACAGUAAUUAUGUGGAAAAAAACGAGCAUUUAACUUUUUUUUGGUCAAUAUUCAUGUUAUUAUUAACAUUUAAACAUCAUUGAUGCGAAUUCUGGUUUUGAUAAUGGACAUUUUGUUAACUCAAGCUGUCGACUAUUACGAUAUCGCAGUUUCUGUUGAGAUUUGCAGGUUUCGAUUGAUCUAAAUAAUAACAUGUUGAUGUUAUUCAAAGCUUCAGUUGUUUUGAAGGGAUCGAUCUGAAAAGAAUACUAAGUUUUUCAGAACUGUAAUAUCUUUUUAAAUGUUUAUUUUUGUUUUUUUUUAUAUCCAUCAUUGUGUUUUUAAAGACAAAAAAAUGCAUAUAAUCUUAAAUCAUCAUGCUGCAAAGCGCACCAUUUUGUUACGUUUUUAUUUAAGAGUAAAGCAAAUUCUCUUUUUUUGUUUGUCUUUUUUGAGAUCUGUAGUUUAAUUGAAUAUUUUUGUUAACUAGACUGUUUUCAUAUUGUAUUUUUCUAACAUUACUUCCUGUUCAUGUUAGUAGUACAAAUUUAGAAAGUGGUGCAAUGCACUGAAACUAUAAAUAUAUGAAUAUAAAUCUCUAUAAAGUGCAGAAUGUGCUAUAUUCUUGGACCAGCCAUCGCAGCUCCUGUUAGUAGAAACAGCAGAUAUUGUUUUGUUCCAUGAUCCUAAAGAUAUUUAAUAAGAUGUUUCUGAGCAAAUC
This is a messenger RNA of Danio aesculapii, 10542 nucleotides long. It is a transcript of the gene slc23a2, whose product is annotated as solute carrier family 23 member 2. Gene Ontology annotation, cellular component: membrane. The transcript has 15 exons. Gene Ontology annotation, molecular function: transmembrane transporter activity. The record is from RefSeq and is a predicted model, not a curated record. Gene Ontology annotation, biological process: L-ascorbic acid metabolic process; transmembrane transport. NCBI's taxonomy places the organism in Eukaryota, Metazoa, Chordata, Actinopteri, Cypriniformes, Danionidae. Bases 277 to 2232 code for a protein of 651 amino acids.